AUGUCAGACCAGAAGUCGAAGUUCAGUCACUUGCCCCGCGCAACGGCUGGACCUCUCCCCUGUCCCUACCAGGGAGCAUCUGUACUGCAAACAUCACAGUUUAACAAAGGAUCUGCUUUCCCAACCCAUGAGCGAUCCGCUUUCAAACUGCAUGGCUUCCUCCCACCCAACAUACAGACACUGGACGAGCAGGUUCAACGUGCCUAUCAGCAAUACAGCAGCAGAGCAGAUGACCUAGCCAAGAACACUUUCUUGUCUAGCAUGAAAGCACAGAACGAGGUGCUCUACUACAAGCUUGUUCAAACACAUUUAAAGGAGAUGUUCAGUGUGAUCUAUACUCCUACCGAGGGCGAUGCAAUCCAGAACUAUUCGCGACUGUUUAGAAAACCCGAGGGUUGCUUCUUGAACAUAAACGACCAGGAUCGUAUUGAAGAAAGUCUCUCCUCAUUUGGAAUCGGUGAUGAUAUUGACUACAUUGUAGUCAGCGAUGGAGAAGAGAUCCUAGGUAUCGGAGACCAGGGCGUUGGUGCCAUUCUCAUCUCGGUCGCAAAACUUGUCAUCACCACGCUUUGUGCUGGGAUUCACCCAUCACGCCAACUACCGGUUGUUUUAGAUUGUGGAACAGAUAACGAAGAACUUCUCGCCGACGAACUGUACUUGGGUCUGCGGCAGCACCGUGAAAGAGGAGAAAAGUAUGAUCAGUUUGUGGAUCGAUUUGUGCAAGCUGCUCGCAAGCGGUUCCCCAAGGCCUAUAUCCAUUUUGAGGACUUUGGAUUGAGCAAUGCACGAAGAAUCCUCAACCGCUAUCAGUCACAGAUCCCAUGUUUCAAUGAUGAUAUCCAAGGAACAGGAUGUGUCACUCUGGCUGCCAUGCUGGCUGCACUUGAAGUGAGCAAGGUUCAAUUGGAAGAUGUCCGGGUCGUGAUUUUCGGAUCAGGCACUGCCGGUAUUGGCAUUGCAGAUCAGAUCGCCGAGACUAUCGCCACUGAAACACAGAAGUCGAAGGAUGAUGCAUCGAAGCAAAUAUGGUGUAUCGAUAAGCCAGGCCUUCUGGUAAAGUCUCUUGAUCAGAAAUUGACCGACGGACAGCGAUCUUUCGCACGAGACGAUCAAGAUUGGACAGAUAAUGAUCGAGACUUGCAGUCGGUUAUCAAGAAGGUCCAACCACACGUUCUCAUCGGUACAUCUACGAAACCUGGCGCAUUUACCGAGGAUGCAAUUCGUGAGAUGGCCCGCCAUGUGGAAAGACCUAUCGUUUUCCCUCUGAGCAACCCUACCCGACUCCACGAGGCAAAGCCCGAUGACCUUUACAAAUGGACAGAAGGAAGAGCCCUCGUUGCCACAGGCAGCCCAUUCGACCCUGUGAAAUACAAUGGCACUGAAUACGAGAUCGCUGAAUGCAACAAUUCAACAUGUUUCCCGGGCAUUGGUCUUGGAGCAGUCCUCUCUCAAUGUCGGCUGAUGUCCAAGAAGAUGCUUGUCGCUGCCGUUGAGGCACUCAAAGCAGAGUCACCGGCCCUGAAAGACUCCAACAAACCAUUACUCCCCGAUGUUCAAAACGUACGCAAGAUCAGUGUGAAUAUUGCGGCCGCUGUGAUCAGAUGUGCGGUGGAGGAAGGGCUCGCACAGCAAGAGGGAAUUCCCGAGAAUGAGUCGGAGCUGCGGGAAUGGAUUCAAGCCCAAAUGUGGGAGGCGGGCUAUAGGCCUCUUGUUAGUGAGUAA
Penicillium salamii is the source of this 1722-nucleotide messenger RNA. Lineage: Eukaryota; Fungi; Ascomycota; Eurotiomycetes; Eurotiales; Aspergillaceae. The record is from the annotation of a GenBank genome assembly.